AUGUACAUCAAAUUGCUAGCUUUUGCAACUUUUUCGAUUUUGCUGAUGAGCUUACUAGUUGAAACAGCAAACAUUAAUGAAGAAAACUCUGCCCAGUUCAAGAGACAAAGAAGACAGGAACAAGGAACUGCAAGAAGAGCAGGGCUUGUGACGAGAGAAAAUGCUCACGAGGAAAAUCCUGCCCAGUUCAAGAGACAGAGAAGACAGGAAGAAGGAAAUGCAAGAAGAGCAGGGCUUGUGACGAGAGAAAAUGCUCACGAGGAAAAUCCUGCCCAGUUCAAGAGACAGAGAAGACAGGAAGAAGGAAAUGCAAGAAGAGCAGGGCUUGUGACGAGAGAAAAUGCUCACGAGGAAAAUCCUACCCAGUUCAAGAGACAGAGAAGACAGGAAGAAGGAAAUGCAAGAAGAGCAGGGCUUGUGACGAGAGAAAAUGCUCACGAGGAAAAUCCUGCCCAGUUCAAGAGACAGAGAAGACAGGAAGAAGGAAAUGCAAGAAGAGCAGGGCUUGUGACGAGAGAAAAUGCUCACGAGGAAUAUCCUACCCAGUUCAAGAGACAGAGAAGACAGGAACAAGGAAAUGCAAGAAGAGCAGGGCUUGUGACGAGAGAAAAUGCUCACGAGGAAAAUCCUACCCAGUUCAAGAGACAGAGAAGACAGGAAGAAGGAAAUGCAAGAAGAGCAGGGCUUGUGACGAGAGAAAAUGCUCACGAGGAAAAUCCUACCCAGUUCAAGAGACAGAGAAGACAGGAAGAAGGAAAUGCAAGAAGAGCAGGGCUUGUGACGAGAGAAAAUGCUCACGAGGAAAAUCCUACCCAGUUCAAGAGACAGAGAAGACAGGAAGAAGGAAAUGCAAGAAGAGCAGGGCUUGUGACGAGAGAAAAUGCUCACGAGGAAAAUCCUACCCAGUUCAAGAGACAGAGAAGACAGGAAGAAGGAAAUGCAAGAAGAGCAGGGCUUGUGACGAGAGAAAAUGCUCACGAGGAAAAUCCUACCCAGUUCAAGAGACAGAGAAGACAGGAACAAGGAAACGCAAGAAGAGCAGGGCUUGUGACGAGAGAAAAUGCUCACGAGGAAAAUCCUACCCAGUUCAAGAGACAGAGAAGACAGGAAGAAGGAAAUGCAAGAAGAGCAGGGCUUGUGACGAGAGAAAAUGCUCACGAGGAAAAUCCUACCCAGUUCAAGAGACAGAGAAGACAGGAAGAAGGAAAUGCAAGAAGAGCAGGGCUUGUGACGAGAGAAAAUGCUCACGAGGAAAAUCCUACCCAGUUCAAGAGACAGAGAAGACAGGAAGAAGGAAAUGCAAGAAGAGCAAGGCUUGUGACGAGAGAAAAUGCUCACGAGGAAAAUCCUACCCAGUUCAAGAGACAGAGAAGACAGGAACAAGGAACUGCAAGCAGAGCAGGAAUCAUGACGAGAGAAAAUUCUCACGAGGAAAAUCCUACCCAGUUCAAGAGACAGAGAAGACAGGAAGAAGGAACUGCAAGAAGAGCAGGGAUCGUGGCGAGAAAAAAUGCCCAUGUUAUCUGA
Symsagittifera roscoffensis is the source of this 1527-nucleotide messenger RNA. RefSeq names its product trichohyalin-like. The transcript has a single exon. The coding region runs from base 1 to 1527 and encodes 508 amino acids. NCBI's taxonomy places the organism in Eukaryota, Metazoa, Xenacoelomorpha, Acoela, Convolutidae. The record is from RefSeq and is a predicted model, not a curated record.